GUAAAUAUUACAACAUUUCACUCUGAUCGCACCUGAGGUUGUCGUAAAUUGUGAAUUAGGGCUUUUUACGCGUAAAAUCACCGCGUACUCAGAAGACAAGUGCAUUGCGUGAAUCGAAAAGUGAUAUUUAAUCAACCGGCGUGGAGGAAACAUGCGGAAAAGACAAGCAAAAUGAAAGAAACACCAAGGAAUAAUGAAGUACUCGAAAUGAGAGUCAAAUGAAGUGCAAAAAAGAGGCGGAUGUUUUGCAUUUAAUUAUUCAUGAUGAGAUGGGUAGGAAAUUACUGAGACCUGGUUCUUUACAAAAGAACUGAACACUGACUAGGAGGAUGUCCACGCCAGGAACACCAACGACUCAACGCAAGCGACCAUUUUCUCAGGCAAAUCAAAAUGGAGAGACCAGCGAUGGGACUGGUGGCUUGCUGGGAGCGCUUGGUGAGGUCGUGGGAGAGUGGCUUCAAGGAUGGGGGCUUCUUGGUGCGCUGCGCAAGAGGUCAGGCGCACCGGGAGUAGCUAGGUCCACGCCAGCCACGCCGCCCACCCACAGCCAUCCCUCGUCACCGUCACACGAACAUAUCGAACUAAGGCAGCUGAGUUUCCAGUGUAGGGAGGGUGAUGGUGGUAGUGGUGAAGGCGGCUCUAGACAGUUGACUCCUUGUGACGUGGUGCGGAGGAGACACCCCUUAAACUUCCCCCGCUCCCCCAGGCCCCCAAGGCAUUCAUACUAUGAAGGUUCAUCUCCCGAUUCAUACCUUUUAACGGCUGUUCUCAUUCAUUCUCUAAAGCAUGGCUCAGGCAAGGUGUGUCAGGAGCCACAUUGCAAUGUAUGCAUCACCAGAUUUGGGCAAAAUCUAAGGGAAGCUUGUGGACUUGACCUCAGUAUGAUCAGUCAGAAGGGAGAUGACUCACUUGAUGCAUCAUUACCAACUGCUCUGUAUAGUCGAUCCAUCUCACAGGAGGGUAAUGAAGUGAAGAACUGGAAACAUGAUAGGAAAGAUUACCUUGACAUAUCCACAGACAUGCAAGAACUUUCCCAGGUAUCUCCUCUUAGCAGUCCUUCUAGUUCGUUCCCCUAUGCGCAGAUCAGUCCCCUCCCAAGCCCACAGUCCUCCAUAACAAUGAGCUCCACUUUGACUUCAAGAAAUCCAACAUUGUCUUUAACAACAUGUGAAAGUUCUGCUCCUCUAUUAGAGUCAGAAUUAUCCUCUCUUGACAUAUCAUCUCUAACUGAUGUAACCAUGUCCUCCAGCAUGCUGUCAAACUCAACGCUUUCCUUACAACAAUCUGAAUGCUUACUGGCAUCGGAAAGUAACAUUACUUCCUCAGAACUCUCUCUCAUUACGGCAAGUGAUUGUGGCACUCUAGUGGGAUCGUUUCCUUCUGAAACCUUCCCAUCAGCAGCAUGCUCUUCAGAAACAAUAUCUUCAGAAACAUAUCCAUGUGACACUUACCCCAAGUGUCGUGAAAGUGGCGACCUGAUGUCCAGCUCUGUCCACUCAUUGCCCUCUCGCCUGACACUUAAGGAUCGUUCCUCAGCCUCUCUUCUGCGGCCUGUGCUGCUGUCCUCUGGAUCUCUGGUUCUCCUACCCCGUCGCCCCUCUCUGGUAUCCCCCCCUUCUGUCUCCUCUGCAUCCUCACAGGGACACUUUAAAUGGGAAGAGAACCCCUGCUAUGUACGAGUAGAGAGCGGGAGGCCAGGAGAGGGCCAUGUCUUUCGGCCCACCACCCUGGAACGGCCUGCUUGGUGCGAUGCUUGCGCUCACCUGGUAUUCUCCCAUGCCACGACGUGUGAGA
Molecule: messenger RNA, 1794 nt
Organism: Penaeus indicus
Lineage: Eukaryota; Metazoa; Arthropoda; Malacostraca; Decapoda; Penaeidae
Exons: 5
Source: RefSeq, a predicted model, not a curated record